GCCCUGCCCUGCCCAUUGGGACGCUGGUGGCGCCAUCUUACCCAGCCAUGGGAGGGUCACAGGUCAGAGCUGGAGCCUCCCGUGCCUCCCGCUAGGGAGGGAGCUGGGUGAUCGGGACGGCUUCCUGCUCGGAGGAAAAAUAAGUCCCCGAACCUGUGAUGUGUCAGGGGCACUGGACCGUCGGGGAGAGGGUGGAGUUGCUUUCCCAGGGCUGCCAGGAGGGGCUCGGUGCGGUUCGGGAGUGACGGGCCGGGCGUGUGGGGCGGCGUUGCUUCCCGGGACGGCCUUCGGGGUGUCCCCGUCCAUUCAGUCCUUUCUGCUCGUUCUAGGUGGCCCUUCCCCGGCCCGGCCCCUGACUCCCCGAGAGGACAAUGGAUUCUGGAGCUCGCCCGGUCGCCAGCUGCUCCAGCAACCCUGCGGGGCUGUCACGGGAGUACAAGCUAGUGAUGCUGGGCGCUGGUGGUGUGGGGAAGAGUGCCAUGACCAUGCAGUUCAUCAGCCACCGAUUCCCAGAGGAUCAUGAUCCCACCAUUGAAGAUGCUUAUAAAAUCCGGAUCCGCAUUGACGAUGAGCCUGCCAAUCUGGACAUUUUGGAUACAGCUGGACAGGCCGAGUUUACAGCCAUGCGAGAUCAGUAUAUGAGGGCAGGAGAAGGGUUUAUCAUCUGUUAUUCUAUCACUGAUCGCCGAAGUUUCCAUGAAGUUCGGGAAUUUAAACAGCUUAUUUAUCGAGUUCGACGUACUGAUGAUACACCUGUGGUUCUUGUAGGAAACAAAUCUGAUCUAAAACAGCUAAGACAGGUUACCAAGGAAGAAGGACUGGCUCUGGCCCGAGAAUUCAGUUGCCCGUUUUUUGAGACAUCUGCUGCAUACCGCUACUACAUUGAUGAUGUUUUCCAUGCCCUUGUACGGGAGAUACGUAGGAAAGAAAAAGAAGGGGUACUAGCUAUGGAGAAAAAAUCUAAACCCAAAAGCAGUGUAUGGAAGAGGUUGAAAUCACCAUUCCGGAAGAAGAAAGAUUCAGUCACUUGAAGGGAAGAUGUUCAGUGUGUAUCUGUGAACUGCAGUGUUUAAUCUCCGCAGUCCAAUAGCCUGCAAUCGUGAGCACAGUGUUUGCUCUUUCUCCUGUUAUGACUGUUGUUUUUAAACGCAACCGAGGUGGGAAAUGUGUGUCUACUAGGAAUUUUCCAUGACUGAUAUUUAAAGUAUUGUCUCUUAGUUGAUUCUGAUUUAUUAACCCAGUGGAGUACUGUCUGCUUGUAAGUUGUCACAUUUAAAUUUGAUAUAUCACUGUUUUGGGUUAUGUUGCUGAUAUUAAUUAACUUGUAUAAAUUGUUUAUACCCAAGA
Perognathus longimembris pacificus (Pacific pocket mouse) is the source of this 1347-nucleotide messenger RNA. RefSeq names its product Ras like without CAAX 1 (gene Rit1). Gene Ontology annotation, biological process: Ras protein signal transduction. The transcript has 6 exons. Gene Ontology annotation, molecular function: GTP binding; calmodulin binding; GDP binding. Lineage: Eukaryota; Metazoa; Chordata; Mammalia; Rodentia; Heteromyidae. The coding region runs from base 372 to 1031 and encodes 219 amino acids. Gene Ontology annotation, cellular component: plasma membrane. The record is from RefSeq and is a predicted model, not a curated record.